Molecule: messenger RNA, 3193 nt
Organism: Brienomyrus brachyistius
Lineage: Eukaryota; Metazoa; Chordata; Actinopteri; Osteoglossiformes; Mormyridae
Product: scavenger receptor cysteine-rich type 1 protein M130-like
Exons: 18
Coding region: 37-3075 (1012 amino acids)
Cellular component (GO): membrane
Source: RefSeq, a predicted model, not a curated record
UGGAGUCUCAGCUCUGGGGAGAGCUGGUUUGUCCUGAUGAAGAUGGAGAUCUGCCUGUUCAUCCUCCCUCUCUCAUGCCUGCUUCUGCUCACCACAGCCAAUGUGAAUGUGAAACUUGUAAAUGGCGGCAGUCCCUGUGCUGGGAGAGUGGAGGUUCUUCAUGAAGGAGAGUGGGGCACAGUGUGUGAUGAUGGCUGGGAUAUGGAGGAUGCUGCAGUGGUGUGUAGGCAGAUGUUCUGUGGAGAUGCUGUAGCAGCAAAAGAGGAAGCUCACUUUGGAGCAGGAACAGGGAGCAUCUGGAUGGACGACGUGGCCUGUGGAGGGUCAGAGUCGACACUGAAGGUCUGUAGACACAGCAGAUGGGGAGUUAAUGACUGUGGUCAUGAUGAGGACGCUGGAGUCGUCUGCUCAGGAAAUUUUGAAAUGCGGCUGACAGGAGGCCCUCAUCCGUGCUCUGGGAGACUGGAAUUUAAACAUGGAGACUCAUGGUACACAGUGUGUGACCCUGACUUUGACCUGCAGGAUGCAAAGGUCGUGUGUCGGCAGCUGGGCUGUGGGAUCCCUGUGGAGGAGCCCAGGAGGGCUGCAUUUGGGGAGGGGGGUGGGCAGGUGUGGUCAAAGAAGGUUAACUGCAAAGGGGAUGAAUCUGAUUUUGGUCAGUGUUUGAGAUCAUCCACAGAGGAACAGAACUGCAAUCAUGAGACUGACGUGGGACUGAAGUGCUUCUGGUACACAGACUCCAGGCUGGUGGGCGGCCCUGACUCCUGCUCUGGGAGGGUGGAGCUGCAGUACCUCAGUGAGUGGGGGACAGUGUGUGAUGCAUCCUGGGAUAUGAGAGCAGCCAGUGUCCUCUGUCGGCAGCUGCAGUGUGGGGGCGCUGUGGCAGUACCAGGACAGGCCUGGUUUGGAGAAGGGACAGGCCGCAUCUGGGCUGAUGUGUUUGAGUGCCAGGGGAAUGAGACACACCUCUCCCAGUGUGCUGUGUCCUCAUGGAGUCGAGCUGCAUGCUCUCAUGGACGGGAUGCAGGACUCAUCUGUAAUGGAUCUAAAUCUCUCUCAGCCCUCAAUGGGACAGUAAGACUGUCUGGAGAGAGUGGCUGUGAGGGUCAGGUGGAGGUUUACUACCAGCUGACGUGGAGCAGAGUUCUCAUGGACUCCUGGAGCUUCAGGGAGGCCUCUGUGGUCUGCAGGCAGCUGGGCUGUGGCUCUGCAGUGAGGCUGAACAGUUCCUCCCUGUCUGGGACAGGGGACAGUGAUGUAUGUCUGACAGGGUAUCAGUGCUCUGGGAAUGAAUCUCACCUGUUGAACUGCAGUGAUCCACAGAGACUGAGCUGCAGCUCUGAGCCACAGGUGUCCAUAGAGUGUUCCAAGUACAGGUCCAUCAGGCUGGUGGGUGAUGCUGGGGGCUGUGCAGGGAGGCUGGAGGUGCUCCACCAGGGCUCCUGGGGGACAGUGUGUGGAGACUCCUGGGACCUGAAGGAUGCUGAGGUGGUCUGCAGACAGCUCCAGUGUGGGACGGCUCUCCGUGACCCAGUGCCCACCUUCUUUGGACCAGGAACUGGACCCAUCUGGCUGGAUGAGGUGGACUGUGAGGGGAAUGAGACGUCUCUGUGGGACUGUCCUUCAGCACCGAGGGGACAGAAUGACUGUGUCCAUAAAGAGGACGUAGGAGUUGUGUGUUCAGACUUUAAAGAGAUCAGACUGGCUGAAGGCUGCUCUGGGCAGCUGGAGGUUUUCUAUAAUGGCAGCUGGGGAAAUGUGUGCUUCAAUCAAAUGAACUCAAACACCAUCAAACUGAUAUGUCAACAUCUCAACUGUGGAGAGAAUGGGACUUUUUCUAGCACAUGGUCUCGGCUGAAAGGAGCUCCGAACUGGCUUGAUAGUGUGGAAUGUCGCCCACAUGACUCCACACUGUUUCAUUGCCCGUCCUCUAACUGGGGAGAUAAUAAAUGUGAGAAAGAUGAAGUGGCUGAGAUCACCUGUUAUGGAUGUUCUGCAGCUUCCAAGGACAGACCAUGUUCACGCCACCCCUCCAUGAGACUGAAGGACGGCAGUACUGAGUGCUCAGGGAGGGUGGAGUUGUGGCAUAACAGCUCCUGGGGGACGGUCUGUGACGACUCCUGGGACCUGAGAGACGCCCAGGUGGUCUGCAGACAGCUGGGCUGUGGACCAGCACUGAAGGCUCAUUGGAACUCUGCCUUUAAACGAGGAAAUGGCACCAUUUGGCUUAAUGAGGUGAACUGCAGGGGUGAUGAGCUCUACCUGUGGGACUGUCCUCACUCUCUUCAGGAGCAGAGGAGCUGCAGCCACAAGGAGGAUGCUGGUGUUACCUGUGCAGGUUCAUCGCUGCUUAAGGCCACUACAGAGUUUCCUUCAAGAUCCACUACAACAAGAAAAGUUCCUCCUACAGUUGUACCCCCUUCCAUUCCUUUUGUGGUCUUCCUGGUACUGGGAGCUCUUCUCUUCCUGCUGCUGGUGAUAACAGCUGUCCAGUUGUACCAGAACAGACUGCUGAAGAGAGCUCUGUACCAGGAGGGUCUCACCCCUCUGCACGAGGCCAUUUAUGAGGAGAUAGAGUACAAUCUGACCAGGGGGGAGACCUACAGAGCCCCUCGCAAGGGAAGUGUCCUCUCUGAGGAGCUGCCCUCUGGGUAUGAAGAUGUGGAGGACAGUAAAGGAGACCCUCUCUCAGAGGAAUCAGAGAGAGAAGUGAAGGACGGUGAUGAUGAUGCUGUCAUUACAGGAAAGAUUGCUGAUCAUCUAUCAGGGGAUCUGGUGAUAAAAGACUCACCAGCAGACUAUGAUGAUGCUGGAUCUGUUGGACGGGACUCAGGACAUUUCUUUGGUUCAGGGUUGAUGGUGACAGGAGACACAGCAGAGGACUAUGAUGAUGUUGAGGGUAUAGAGCAGAGCCCACAUGUUAUACAGGGUGAGAGAGCUUUGACCACACUGCCCCCUGGGGAGGGCCCCCCUGAACCUGACCAGACUGACUAUGAUGAUGUGGGGGAGGAGGGACUGACAGUCCUGCCUGAAGAAGCUCCUGUCCAAAGGUUCAUGAAGAUGUUCUUCAAAUGAGCUUCAUGACAGCAGCAUCUACCACAUUAACUUAAUUAAUUGCGAUUCACCAUUUUAUGGAUUUUCAAGGUCUUAAGAUAUUUAUUUAAAAUAAAGGCAAUUUAAUAAUAUGCUCUUA